AGCACGAUCAAGUCUCCGACACCGUCUUCCGAACUACAAAAACUGUUCACCCAAUAAUCCCAAAUACCGGAUACCAAGAUGAACAAGCUGUACAUCGGUAACCUGCCCAUCGAGGCUGACGAAGCGGCCGUGCGCCAGCUGUUUGCGGAACACAACUUGACGGUCGCGGACAUUUCGGUGAAGCGCGGCGGAUACGCCUUCGUCGACUUUCCCGACCAGUCCGCCGCAGACCGGGCCAUCGACAAACUGCACGGUUACUCGUACUGUGGACUCCCGCUAAUCAUCGAGCCAUCCGUUGCAAAUAAAAAAGCCGUGAACCCACCCACCCUGCAGAGCACCAGUAGCACGCAAAUCAAGGAGGCCAGCAACGACUCCUCGGGAGGAGCAUGGAGAUAA
Messenger RNA from Papilio machaon (common yellow swallowtail), 396 nucleotides. Its product is annotated as insulin-like growth factor 2 mRNA-binding protein 2. Gene Ontology annotation, cellular component: cytoplasm; ribonucleoprotein complex; nucleus. Gene Ontology annotation, molecular function: mRNA binding. The coding region runs from base 79 to 396 and encodes 105 amino acids. The transcript has 4 exons. Lineage: Eukaryota; Metazoa; Arthropoda; Insecta; Lepidoptera; Papilionidae. The record is from RefSeq and is a predicted model, not a curated record.